AUGGACGAGGCCAAAACGACACCGCUUCUAAAGAGGAAACAACCCCAACAAACCCUAACCUCACCGGUUACACUGAAGAAACAAGUUCAACAAACCCUAACAUCACUGCAUCUUCCGUUCGAUCUGGUGGCAGAAAUACUGUGUAGGCUCCCUGUGAAACAUCUCAUUCAAUUCUGUUGCGUCUGCAAGUCAUGGGGUUCUCUUAUCUCCGGCGAUUCCAAGUUUGCCAAGAAGCACCUUCGGUUGUCAAACUCCCGCGACGACCGCCACCAUCUCAUCAUGAGAAUGGUACAAGAUUCACCUGAGUUCUUUCUAUGUCAUUCCCCGAUCUCCUCUAUCUUGAGUUCUGCAUCAACUACACAGUACAAGAGUCCUCUAGAAGUAAUUCUUAACAAAAGAUACCAUGGUAUAGAAAUUUCCGCUUGUGACGGCAUCUUAUGCAUUAGCAUAGAAUGGGUAAAUGAUUCUUUUGUUCUAUUGUAUAAUCCUUCCAUUAGAAAACUCAAGAUAUUGCCGCCUUUAAAAUUUACACACCAAAGAUAUGUUGUAAUCUCAUAUACGUUAGUGUAUGAUCGUUUCACCAAUAAUUAUAAGGUUAUUGCUAUUGCUGCUAGCAGUAGCAAAAAAGAAGUCAACAUUCAUACUUUGGGUACAGAUUGUUGGAGAAGGAUUAAUCAGGACUUCCCAGGUCCUCACCUCAUUCUUAUUCCUAGAUCGGGAAUAUUUGUGAAUGACUCUGUUAAUUGGUUGGUGUAUGAGGUUGCUGGUGGUUCAGGGUUCAUUGUUUCUCUUGAUUUCGUGAAAGAGUCCUAUCAAAAGCUUUCAUUGCCUGUCUUUGAUAUGCUAUUCACAAUUUCUUUUAUGACCUUAGGGACAUUGAGGGGUUGUUUAUCCCUCCUAACGCCCCUCUUUCAGAGUAGGGAUAAGUUUUCUGAUAUUUGGAUAAUGAAGGAAUAUGAUAAUGAAAAGUCUUGGAUUAAAUUGUUAAGUGUUCCUCACAUGAAAGAAUAUGGUUUUUAUGGCUAUACCAAGGCAUUAUAUGUUUCAAAGGAUGACCAGGUGCUGAUGGAGUUUCUCAAGAAUGGGAAAUAUAAUUUGGUGGUUUAUGAUUCCAUAAAUAAUAUUUUUAAGAUUCCUAAAUUUCAAAACAAGACGUACGAUUUAUUAUUUCAAAACAACAUCUAUGCUGAGAUGACACAAAAAGUCUAUGUUGAAAGUUUGAUAUCACCAUUAUAG
Messenger RNA from Lathyrus sativus (Indian pea), 1236 nucleotides. NCBI's taxonomy places the organism in Eukaryota, Viridiplantae, Streptophyta, Magnoliopsida, Fabales, Fabaceae. The record is from the annotation of a GenBank genome assembly.